Amyelois transitella is the source of this 4737-nucleotide messenger RNA. RefSeq lists its product as uncharacterized. Gene Ontology annotation, biological process: positive regulation of mRNA splicing, via spliceosome. Gene Ontology annotation, cellular component: spliceosomal complex. The coding region runs from base 91 to 4161 and encodes 1356 amino acids. The record is from RefSeq and is a predicted model, not a curated record. The transcript is spliced from 10 exons. Gene Ontology annotation, molecular function: RNA binding. NCBI's taxonomy places the organism in Eukaryota, Metazoa, Arthropoda, Insecta, Lepidoptera, Pyralidae.
CAUUUGUCAAGUCUGUUUGUUUGUGUCUGUAAUUUUUCUUUGUUUCUCCCGGCAUCUGUUUUUUGACAUCAAAUAUUUUAUUUAUUUUGCAUGAUGGCUGCGCGCAGCCGUUUUCAAAACAACUCAAACGAGUGGGAUUCUAUGAGGGAAGAGUUCAACAAUUCCACUUAUGAUGCCCAGUACCCUGAUGAGGAAACUAGUGGUGGCGUACAACUGGACCACUGCCGUCUCUACAUCACGAACGUGCCGCCUGUCUUGAACGAGGAGGGGCUCCGGGCCGCGUUCAGCAAGUAUGGCACCCUGACAGAGGUGCAUGUUAGUAAAGACCCGACUAAGAAGUACGCCCUGGUCAGGUUUGAGACUCCUGGAGAAGCAAAGUUAGCAAUGACUAAAUUGAACAGGACCGAACCGCUACGACUCAACAUUAAUAUAGCUCACAAGACGAAAGCGAAGCACCAAGAGAACAGGAAUGCCGACCGGGAUAGGGAACACGGGGGUAGAAAGAGCGCUAAAGCAGACACGGCCAGCGUUGGAAGCCGCGGGAGGACAAGGAAAAACAUUGACUUGUCCAAUGGGGAUAAUGACAUGGAGGACGAAAUUGGUGGAAACGAAUUUGAACUGGCUCCCAUGGACCCGGAUUUAGAGCUGGAACUGGAGCAGAUUAAGCUCAAACAGCUGGAGCUGCAGGAGGAGCAGGUGCGAUGCAAACAAAGGCUGUUGUUGUUGAAGACAAGCAAGAGAGCCAGCAACUUGAACUCGUCUAUCAAUAGAUGUAUACUGCCUGAUGGUAGGAUUGUCGUGCGCAAUAUCAGCGAGAGGAACUUGGAGUCUCGUGAUGGCGACACUAGCUUCGGCGCAGGAGCUGGUGAUUCGAAUGAAAGAGAUACCUUAUGCUCCUGCAAAACCAAGCUCAAGUCCUGGGACGAAGCUUCCGAGGGGAGCUCCACUCCGUCCACUUGCGUUCUCUGUUCAGAAGAUAGCCAGAAAGAUCAAACAUACAAGGAGACCGCAGAUAAGUCGAAAAGCAGACUAUCGAAAUACACCAGCAAAAAGUCUGAGUAUUCCACCAAUUUUGCUGAAAGCAAAGCCACUGUUACUAGCGUUAAAUCCAUCGAUGUUUGCAAAAGAUCAAAUUAUACUAGCAAAUUCGCGGACACAGUUAGUAAACAAUCUGAGUGUACUAAUAAGAAAUUUGAAGAUAAUAAGUUAGUAGGAAAUAGAAGUGAGGUUACAUAUGACAUGUUGUACGGUGACUUUUAUAGCGACGACAAUGAAGAGGUAGAUGAAACAAAUAGGCUUAUUCAGUUGAGGAAUUCUGAUUAUAUGGAUAUUGUGGAGGACGCUUUGAAAAUAGUCAUAGCUUUAGCUGGUUAUCCUAAGGCGAAAAUGCGUUUGCGACAAAUGGAAAUGUUUCAACGGUGCCUCACUGAUGUCAUUGACAUGCAGCUGAAGGCCGGUCUUCUAAAGAAGGUUCCAGUAUUUCUGGAUUACUAUUUAAACAGAGGUGCUAUUGUCUGUGUUUGUAAAGAUGUAGAUACUAGGAAUUGGAUGGUGCGAGUGAACCCCGGUUUGCAAGAGCGUAUGUGUACGAAUUUGAUUCUGCUGAAAGCUAAAGUGAAAAGAUUGUGUUUGGGUAUUUUGAAAAUUCCCAUGUCUUGUUGGCCGGCAACGGCGAGAGAUGCUUUCAAAUUGUUGCAGUACUUCAAUCCGACAUUGAAAACGAAUUUGUGGAAGAUAUACUCCCAAAAGUUGAGUGAGAAUGUCGAAACAACCUCUUUUCUUAUAGACAGGGUUUCUGGUGAAAUUAUUCGCGGGCCAAACUUUAAGAAUGUCAUUGACUAUGGACAGAUGGACUUUGAAUUGACAGGUUAUACAGAGAUAUAUUAUGAAUGUUUAUUAUCUGAUAUUGACGAAGAUCUGUCAAGCGUAGCGUCUCGUGUUAAAUUGUUAGAGGAAAUCAAAUCGGCCGAAAACACGCCGAGGAUGUUGUCUGAUGCAAGUUUGAAAGAUAAAGAAAGUCAAGUGUUUGAGAAAGAACAGAAGUGUAUAGAAAUUGUUGAGAAACAGGACGACGAGCCGGAAGAAUAUGGAGAAGAGCCAGUUGUUGAUUUGCCUGAUGAUGAUGUAAAACAUGAACUUGAAAGCUCUCUACAAAAAGAUGUAUUAAAAAAACUCAAAGAUGUCAAAUACAUUGGCGAUAGAAAUGAAGUGAUCGUGUGGUCAGAUGAAACUAAUGUUUACAAUAGUGAUCAGGAAUACGAGAAAGACAAAAUUGAGGAAAGCAGCACCAAUAUUGAAGAAGUGAAUGAUGUGUCCCAUUGCGCAGCUGUGUCUGAUAAGACUGAAUCGUUUAUUGAAAGCAAUGACAAUUUAAUCAGUAGAAAUAGUAACUUGAACAUCGAUAGUAAUAGGGGAAUCGCUUAUCAUAGACGCACUAACUAUCUCCAUGUUGAAAACGACCUUAAGGUAGCUAUCACUCUGGAAGGGUACCCACAAAAUAAAUUAGAGGGUACGCAUAUUAGAAGACUCAAACAUUUGUUCAAAGAGUAUUUGCACAAAGAUAUGAAACAACAGCGUUUCACUGAUCUUAUAAUUCCGAAAUUCCAAGACGUUUACCUAUCUAACGGUGCUGUGAUUUACGUAUGUGAUAGUUUAGAAACUAAAGACUAUUUGACUGAGGUUUUGCCAAGGUUUAUACAUUCCACCGGUUUGAAACUCACUUUUAGGGAUAUAAGAAAUUUGGUUAGGUAUACUAGAAUAGUCAUGCGUUUGCCGAAAGAGAAAGCCCACGUGGAGUCUAUGGAAAUCUUGCUUAAACUGAAAGAGAUGUAUCCAGGUUUAAAACCAGACUGCUGGAAAUAUUACUCUGACGUGGCCGGGAAGCAAAAGCGACAAUUCGGUGUUGAUCGCGAGUCAUUGGAAGUUAUAAAGAGUCCAGAUUUCGAUCCUGUUUUUGAAGGAGAAAAAUUGUCUUUUAGAAUUAUCGAUAGACAAAAACGCGAUGUAAGUUUUGAGGAAAGCAACAAAGAUCGCGCGCCAGAGUCGGAUAACCAGUGGAAAGAAUUAUUCAAAAAAAUGUAUGUACCACUAAAUCCCGAAAUAACUAACGCACCGCUGACUCGCAUAAGAACUAGUCAUUAUUCAGAUUUAAUAGCGGACGAUUUAAAACUUUAUGUAGGACCGUCUAAUUAUCCAGAGGCGAGGGUAGAUGAUGUACUUUUCCGUACUAUUAAGAGAAGUUUGGAAGACAUUGUCUUUGAAUUACCUGAGGAGCAGAUACCGAAAUUCCACGAUAUGUAUUUGUUUGACGGUGUAAUUUUCAUUAUUUGCCAGGACAAAGCUUCCAGACAAUGGCUGGAACAAAAUCUAGUUACAGUUAACAAAAAGUUGCAUACCAAUUUGAAAGCGACAGAAUUCAGAGGCGCUGUCGGUAUUAUAAGUAUGGUUGUAAAAACAGACAAAGAUACUGAUGAAGUGAUAGAUUUACUGCAGAAACAAAAUCCCAGAUUGAGAACAAAGUAUUGGAGGAAAAUAAGUACGGUUCGAACGAAAACCAAAUUAGAUGCGGUCCUACAGAUUGAUAAGUUGUCCGCUCAGGUUAUAACAAGUCAAAGUUUCAAUAAAUACAUAGAUUCGAGCGUCGUAGAGUUCAAACUGGGGCAUUUACAAUCUCUGAUGAAACCUAAAUCUAGUUUGGAGGAGUUGACUAAAACGUACGCGAAAAAACAGAGCAAAGAGAAAGUUCUAAACGAGAAUGAUGGUUUCAAAACUCAUUGGACUGAAGAUCAGGUAAUUGAUAAAGUAACCAGUUGUGAAGAGACAUAUCUUAUGGACAAAUGUGAUAUAGAUCCUGUGAUAAUAGACAAAGAAUCUCCUAAGAGUAACGAAACUGUUUUACCCGACAAACAAACUUGUAAAGUUUUUCUAAAAAUACCAAUGAAUAUAUUGCCGGAGACUGAGGAUGAUUUGAAUAUUAUUUUCGAUUUGUUGGAAGAUAAGAAUCCCGGUUUGAAUACGGAAUUGUGGGAGGUGUAUACGGACGGCGCGUAUCCUUCGAAUGGACGAUUCACUAUAAUAAUGGAUAAACAGUCGAUUUCAGUUAUUAAUGGGAAACAGUUUGACUCGACUAUAGGAGGCGAGAGACUAAAGUUCUUGUUUUAAUUUUAGGUUUUGACUUUGAAUUUUUUAUGGCAACAUAUUAUCUCUAUUUUAUGUAAUGUCGUUUGAUUAGCAAACUAAUUACAUUUUUAUUAUGUAUGCGAAUCGGUAAUUUUACUGUACUGUUAUAACGCGUGCUGUUCUUAGUUAUACUAAGCUAGGUUAUUCAUAUGUUCUAUACGUUAUGUUGACAAAACACUACAAUAGGCUAGUUGACUGUUUUUCCAAGUCUGUCCUUAAAUCGUUCAUAUUUGUUAUUUUUGACAAAAAAAAUACCAAUAAUGUGCAAAAAAGAAAGAAGCAGAAGAAGAUACUUAAAAAAAAUCGUUGAUUAAUGUCGACUUUUCGUUAGAUUUCAUUUUAUACCUCUUUGUAGGUAAAAAAGACAAUUUGAAUGGUUUAAACCGAUUUUAUUUUUAUGGUUUAUAUGAAACAAAAUUUUCUGUUCCUAUAUUAGAAAUAAAUAUUUUCUGACUUAUAAUCCAGUGCCCCACCACUAAGCAUUUAUUGUUGUUAGUUUUUAAUUGUUUACAUAAGUUUUUAGGGUAAGUAUUUUUUUAUGUGCCAGUGUUAUGUGUU